Messenger RNA from Thecamonas trahens ATCC 50062, 1689 nucleotides. Its product is annotated as CMGC/CK2 protein kinase. The record is from RefSeq and is a predicted model, not a curated record. Gene Ontology annotation, biological process: protein phosphorylation. Gene Ontology annotation, cellular component: cytosol; protein kinase CK2 complex; nucleus. Lineage: Eukaryota; Apusomonadida; Apusomonadidae. The coding region runs from base 1 to 1608 and encodes 535 amino acids. The transcript has 2 exons. Gene Ontology annotation, molecular function: protein serine/threonine kinase activity; ATP binding.
AUGCCAUCGGUCGUCCAGGUGUCCAGCCAACCCACCGGCUCGACCUCGUGGUCGGAUGGGGACGAGGAGCUGCCCUCAGAUCUGGUGGCCACCGACGAGCUGUUUGAUGGCGCUCCCGGCGAGUCGUCGCUCUCGUCGCUGCAGUCUGCCGAGGCUGUCGUGGCACCCAGGGAGUACGCCAAUGUCAACCGGCGGCUCCCUGCCGACCGCUUCGACUAUCUGGCUCGCCCGCUGGAGUGGCCUGCGCUCGAGUCGAUUGGCCUCGCCGUCGACUGGUCCGAGACCCUCGGGCGCGGCGCUUACGGUGAAGUCUAUCGCGUCGACCGAGUCGGGCGCAAUCCGCCUUGCGACAGCCUCCCGGACGGCGUCUCUCUCCCGCGCCGUCUCCGCUGCGGCGCCGAGCUCUGUGUCAAGACCCUCGCCAACAAGCCGGUCCACAACCGCGGUCCGCUCGAUUCCGACGUCUGGAUGGGCCGUGUCGCCAAGGAGAUCCACAUGCUUAAGCUUGUGCAAGGAGGGCCAAACAUUGUCGCCUUUGGCGGCUCGUACGUCACUGCCGGCUCGGACGUCCGCCUCCUGCUCUUUGAGCGCAUCGAGUCGUCGUCGUUCAACACGCUCUUCCUUGCCCUCAAAGGCCUCGAGAUUCCGCUGUACCUGUACAAGCUCCUCGCUGCGCUUGACUUUACCCACUCCCGCGGUCUCAUCCAUCGCGAUGUCAAAGGUGGCAACAUCCUGUACAACCGCGCCUCACAAAAGCUCCGCCUCAUCGACUGGGGCUUUGCCGAGUUCUACUUUCCGGACGCCACCAUGUCGUCGUGGCCCGGCACCCGCAACUACAAGGCACCCGAGCUCUUCCUCCACUACCGCCAGUACUCGUACGCCGUCGACAUGUGGGCCUUUGGCUGUGUCAUGGGCACCCUUGUCCUCAAGCGCUUUCCGCUUUUCUCCUCGGCCCCGCAUGCCGACAAGCGCGUCGCCAACAGGAUGCAGCUCGCCUCGGUUGUCCGCUACCUCGGCCUCCGUGACUACGAGGCCUACCUCGCCGCCUAUGACUUUCCUGCCCGUGCUCUCGUCGACUACUCACCCGACGCGCUCUACAACCGGAGCCGCAAGUCUCGGUCCAAGGCAAAGGCAAAGGCAAAGGCAAAGUCGCCGCUGCCGAGCCCGCCGCCAACCACCACCUCGACCGUCGACGAGCAGCAUGAGGUGGCGACGUCGUCGCUCGACGACUCGACACCACGAGUCAAGGAAAAGGCGACGAAGAAGAAGAAGAAGAAGGCCAAGCGCAAGGCCGCGGCCCACCUCGACCGCGUCGACUGGCGCCGCCUCGCCGCCGCCUACGAUGACGGCCGCGCCACCGACGCAGCGCUCGACCUGCUCGACCGCGUCCUCGUUUACGACCACACCAACCGCCUGACAGCCGCCGAGGCCAUGCGCCACCCGUACUUUGACGAGGUCCGCUCCCGGCUCGGCACCUCGUGGGACAAGCCUAUUCCGCUCGGGCUCUCCAGUACCUCGAUCUCGACCUCGUCGUCCAUCUCGGCUUCGGACUCGUCGACCUCGUACUCGACGUUCAAGCGCCGCGAGGCGUCCGGUAACUACCUGUGAACGCACCUGUGCCUCAUGCGUCGUUUGCAAUAAGCAUCGUCUCCUCCUGCAGCUGCGCAAGCCGCAGCUUUUGCUCCGCAA